This is a messenger RNA of Suillus clintonianus, 240 nucleotides long. RefSeq lists its product as uncharacterized. Lineage: Eukaryota; Fungi; Basidiomycota; Agaricomycetes; Boletales; Suillaceae. Bases 1 to 240 code for a protein of 79 amino acids. The transcript is spliced from 2 exons. The record is from RefSeq and is a predicted model, not a curated record.
AUGGCGAGGUUGGACUCCAUUGUCAGGCUGAAAGAGCGCCUGCAGAUGGCAGAGAUGGGCUGCGAAACGCUGCGAAAUCUGUACCAAAUUUACAGACUUCGCUGGUUAGAGGAAAAUUACCGGGCAAGGAUGAUGGAGAAAUACGUACCGAGUGGAAUCAGUACUUGUUCUCCUCAUCAGAUUGCAUGGGACGCCCCUUCUCCAACUCAAAGCGAAUACGAACUUGAGGUUGAUGGCUGA